Molecule: messenger RNA, 598 nt
Organism: Radiomyces spectabilis
Lineage: Eukaryota; Fungi; Mucoromycota; Mucoromycetes; Mucorales; Radiomycetaceae
Product: DNA-directed RNA polymerase
Exons: 4
Coding region: 25-510 (161 amino acids)
Biological process (GO): DNA-templated transcription
Cellular component (GO): RNA polymerase III complex; RNA polymerase I complex
Molecular function (GO): DNA-directed RNA polymerase activity; DNA binding; protein dimerization activity
Source: RefSeq, a predicted model, not a curated record
CGUAUUAAAAAAAACUUGAAUAUAAUGGCACAUACCCCUAUUGAGGAUGAUUCCGCUGGCAACAGCCCUAUUACUACGCCCGAGGAGGAAGUGAUUAUGGACGAGACCGAAGAACAGGGUUCCGACGAAGAAAUGGACGAAGACGAAAAUGAGGAAGAUUUGGUCGUGAGUGCCGACAAGGUCGAAAUUAUUGCCGGUGCCCAUAGCGAUCAGACAGCCAUGACAUUUGCCUUCAAGGAAGAAGAUCAUACCCUCGGUAACUCUCUUCGACACAUGAUCAACAAGAAUCCCGAGGUUGAUUUAUGCGGUUACUCUAUUCCUCAUCCCUCUGAAGCGAAAAUGCAUUUGCGUAUUCAGACCACAGAAAACACCACGGCGAUAGAUGCGUUAAAAAAGGGUAUGGACGAUUUAUAUGAUCUCUGUGCGCAUAUUCGACAGACAUACGAACAGGAACUCGCCAAGGGAGAUUUCGAAAGAGUCGAUGCAUCCGGCGAUUCAAAGAUGGUGUAAUUUGUAGAGCACUUGUAUAUUUAAACAUCACAUAACUCAUUAAACCUCUUUAUCAUAUGCAAUACCGAGUGGACAAGUAAGUGUAUGU